Labrus mixtus (cuckoo wrasse) is the source of this 2328-nucleotide messenger RNA. RefSeq names its product LIM homeobox 6b (gene lhx6b). Bases 359 to 1285 code for a protein of 308 amino acids. Gene Ontology annotation, biological process: neuron differentiation; regulation of transcription by RNA polymerase II; forebrain neuron development. Gene Ontology annotation, cellular component: nucleus. The record is from RefSeq and is a predicted model, not a curated record. Gene Ontology annotation, molecular function: DNA-binding transcription factor activity, RNA polymerase II-specific; RNA polymerase II transcription regulatory region sequence-specific DNA binding. The transcript has 9 exons. NCBI's taxonomy places the organism in Eukaryota, Metazoa, Chordata, Actinopteri, Labriformes, Labridae.
GGUGUAACUGGGUUGAGGCGGGGAGAAGAAACCACAGCAGCUCUGGAGAGUCUGUCUGGGAGGUGCAACGUUUGAUCCCACAAACUUAAUGAAGUUGGAUUAUUGAAGACAGAAAAGCGAAAAUAUUGUUUACAAAACUGUUUCACUGAAUUAUUUGGAUAUUUUGCCGGCGAUGUUCUGGAGAAACUUUUAUUGGACGAUGUAUUUGCUGCUCUGGGAGGUUCUCCCAUGGUUUAAAUGCAGGAGAAACUGUUCUUCGUUGUUUUGGACCGGAUAUAGUGUGGGUUGGGGCAGAGAUGCGUAAUGCGCAGCGAGAGCUCCAUCUUCUCUCCAAAUAGGCAGCGUUCAAGACCCGAAAAUGUCGAAGACGGAGGUGAAGAAGGAGUCCGGGGAGGGCAGCCCAUCGGAGGCCGCCUGUCUCUGCUCUCCUACUGCGGCCAAGAACCAGUGCGCGAGCUGCGGCCUGGAGAUCCACGACCGCUACCUGCUUAAGGUGAAUAACCUGAACUGGCACCUGGGCUGUUUGGAGUGUUCAGUGUGCAGAGCGUCUCUGCGCCAACACAACAGCUGCUACGUCAAAAACAAAGAAAUCUACUGCAAACUGGAUUAUUUCAGGUUUGGCACCAAGUGUGGUCAGUGCGGCCGGCAGGUGUUCGCCAGCGACUGGGUGCGACGGGCUCGAGGCAGCGUGUACCACCUGGCCUGCUUUGCCUGUUUCUCUUGCAAGAGGCAGCUGUCCACCGGGGAGGAGUUUGGCCUGGUGGAGGGCAGGGUGCUCUGCCGCAGCCACUACGACGUCAUGCUGGAUAAUCUGCGCAGGGCGGCAGAGAACGGGACAGGACUAACUUUGGAGGGAGCGCUACCCUCUGAUCAGGACUGCCAACCAAAACCUGCAAAGAGGGCACGGACUUCUUUCACAGCUGAGCAGCUGCAGGUGAUGCAGUCUCAGUUCGCUCAGGACAACAACCCUGACGCUCAGACGCUCCAGAAGCUGGCAGAGAUGACGGGACUGAGCAGGAGAGUCAUACAGGUUUGGUUUCAGAACUGCCGAGCGCGACACAAAAAGCAGCCUCAUCAGAGCAGCUUCUCCCAGAGCGCUCCGCUGUCCAGGAUGCCUCCAUCGCUGCCAGACGACAUCCACUAUUCACCGUUCAGCAGCCCAGACCGACCACAUCUACUCGCCCUGCAUGGAUACCUGGACGCUCAUCCCUUCUCUGUUCUCGCUGCUCCGGGCCACCUGACCCACCCGUCCAUCCAGUUACCACAACUCCCAAUCAGCCGCUGACCUCCAACGUCGACUCUCUCCUCAUCACUGCUCUGAUGUUGUGAAGUAAAACUCCAUGUGGGACGUACUUUCAGUAAUCUGCUCUGCUUUGGAAGUUGAAUCCCCGGCAAACAGCAGAGGCCUUGACGUUUCUGUUUUAAAUCAAGUUGGAUUCUUUGCCUUGAGACUGCUGAGCUGAACUUUAAAGACAGCAAACCGUGGAGGAAUUCUCGCCUCCAGGACAAGCUGGGAGUUUUUUUUUUUUAUGAUGCAGAGAAGGAGACCACUUAUUUAAUUUUCCUCUUUUGAUGGGACACAAAACAUUGCAUCAGGUCAGAAUUGUUUUCCUUUGUUUACCCGCCCAUGCAUGGUAUUUUAUUGUGCUGCUGCAAUAGGAGCUUUUAAAAAGAAGAAGAAAAGGAGUGUUGUAGGACUUUUAACAGUAAAACCUCAGCAUUUUAUGUAUCGUGAUAAGCAAAUUGCAGCUUUGCUGUUUGUUGUUGUGUUGUUGUCAGAAAAUUGAAUUUCUUAUUUAUUCAGAACAAAGCUUCACUUUGAAAAAAGCACUUUUAAAUGUGUUUAAACGUGGAAUGAACAGUGAUUGUACAUUGUUAAUACUGCAACGUUUAAUAAAAAUGUAUCAGAGCUGUAAUAUAAAAGCUGCUUUUUGAAUAAUUACGAGGUGAGCGGUUGAUUAAUUUAUGCAGAGGGCAAGAAGGGAAGUGUUUACAAGUGUGUGUGUGGCUCAAAAUGUUAAAAAGAACUCAGAUUUACAGAGACAUAUGAAUGCAUCUCCACAGGAAGCACUUUAUAACUUUUUUUGGUUCUAAAAGCAAAAAUCAAAAGGUCGCCUGUUAGAGGUCAAGUACCUACAGGAACCUGUUAUUGGCCACAUUAUCCUGCCACAAACCUCUAAUUUACUUGCUGUACUUAUCAGGAAAUGUGAACAAGCUGCCGUGAAAGGGAUCACGGUUACGGUAUACACUCACAGCAUGGCCAUUGAUUCGGCAGUUUGUGGACUCUUAUGAGGCCCCUUAAAACAGAUUAUCUACAGUCCUUACAUU